Closterium sp. Naga37s-1 is the source of this 2775-nucleotide messenger RNA. The record is from the annotation of a GenBank genome assembly. Lineage: Eukaryota; Viridiplantae; Streptophyta; Zygnematophyceae; Desmidiales; Closteriaceae.
AUGGCGUGCCGCGCGGUGAACAUACCUUCUUCGGCGUUGCACCCUACCAGACGCGUUUCAACAGCUAACGGAUUCACGUACGGUCACGCGUACGGCUCGACCUACCGUACCAGGUUCCGUUCCCUGAGACCCGACCAGAAACCGCUCCAAGCCCGUCCAGCUGGACCCGUCCCGACUGAGCCAGUCCGACGUGGCAGUCUGCCCGCGCGGCAACCUGGCGCCGUGGAUGACGUGGCAGCCACGGAAACGGAACUAUCGCUGCCAUUGGCACCUGAAGGAAUGAAUAAGGCAGAUGACGGGAGGAUGUCAGACGGGGAAGAAGCAGCAGCAUCAGUCACUCAUGAGGCGUCGAAUGAAGGGGUCUCAGAAGGUACUUCGGCGGAGGUAGAAGGAACUCCGAAACUCGAGUGGGAUGAGAGAGAGGGGAAGAGGAGAGCGGAGGAGCAUGAGGAGUCGGGGAGUGAGAAAGAGCAAGGCAGAGAGGACGAGGAGACGGGGAAGGAGCAGCAGCGGCAGGUUGGAAGAGACGUUGUAGUUGGGGAAAAGGGAGCAGAGGGAAAGGAGGAGGAGAUUGCAGGGAGGGAGGAUGGCGAGGAGGAUGAGAAGGAGGCAGAGACCGAGGAAGCGGAGGAAGCGGAGGGGGAUGCAGCAGUGCGGCAAGUGAGCGUGACGGAGAGCCUAGGCCUGGGCGAUCUUCCGGCAACGGACGCGGAUAUAAAGGCGUACGUGCGCAAGUGGAGCUAUGACGCCCUCGUGCUGCUGCAGGAGUAUACGGCGUGUGGGUGUGCAUGUGCAUUCAAUGCUCUCUCCUCUGCACUCUCACCCCUGCACUCUCUGCUGCACUCUCUGCCUCUUUUCCCCUGCACUGGCGCACCCAUUUCCUCCACCAUUCCCCUCUCCCUCCCACGCCCCCUUCAGGCGGAUGGCGAGCCUUCCUCCCUGGACCGGCCAUCGUUUGUAGAAGCCGCGGCACGAGAGGGCGCUGUAGCGCUGCACAUAUCCCUCCCUGCUAUAGAGAACCCGCAGCAGGGGCAAGGGCAAGGGGGACAGCCAGGGGGACAGCAGGGGGGGCAGCAGCAGGGGGGUCAGGGGCAGCAAGUGGGGUGGCGUGUGUACGAGGCAGUGAGAGCAGUGGGCACUCUAUCAGCCAUGGGUCUGCGUGUUGUGCUCUGCUCCUCCUCUCCUGCUCUCUCGGCCUUUGUCGCUCUCAGCUUUCUCACGUUCGCAGGGCGGCAGUCGCUGGCACAGGCGCGUGCAGCGGUGGAAACAGCAGUGCCUGAUGCCCCUGUGCCCUUGCAACCAUGGCAGCAGUGUGUGGACCUGCUUUCUGCUCUGGACACGCCGCGUGUGAGCGCCAUGGCUCAGGCAGUGUAUGAACGCCGCAGAGACACCGGCGCUGCUGGAGGGCCUGCAGAUGACUGGGCGCAAGCCCAGCUGCAGUACGUGCAGCAGCUGGUAGCGGCGAGCGCAGAGGGCAGUGCAGACAUCCCCCUCGCUGUCUCCGAGGUUGUUUUCCACAAGGCUGCUGCAGCGGCCCGCGUUCAAAUUGACCACCACAAGACGUUGGCAGAAGCGGCCAUGGAUGCGGCAGGAGCAGCACGCAGAGCAGCAACGGUCACAGAAGAGCGCUCUGAUGCUCUGGAAGCGCAGAUCGCGGAGCUGGAGUUUCUGGUAUCACAGCUGAGCAGCGAGAAGGACGCAGGGAGCGGGGAGGCGCAAGCAGCCGUGGCACGCGUGAAAGAGCUCGAGGAGACGAUCCAGCAGGGGCGGGAGAGGGAGGCGCGGGCAGCAGAGGCGGCACAGGCCGCGAAAGAACGGCUCGCGUUUGUCACGAGACAGAGCGAGAUUCUCAAGUCUAAGGUGGAUGCGGAGAAGCAGGAGGUUGCGGCUGUGAGAGAGCGGGUCGGGCUGCUGACCGGGCAGCUUAAGGAUGCCGAGCAGAGGGAGGAAGCUGCGAGGAAGGCGGCGGGUGAGAUGGCGGAGAAUAUGACGCGCCUAGUCAGCACGCUAAGGAAUGAGGUGGCGGAGCUGAAAGCUGAGGUGGCGGCGGCGGAGGCGAGGGAGAGGGAGCUGGAAGCGGCACUGGAGGAUGGUGGCAGGCAGCUGCGUGCUGCUCUUGAGGCCGAGGCUGUUGUGGGCGCUUUGCGCGCCGAUGCAGAGCGAGCGGAGCAGGAGCUGGAGGGCAUGGCAGGCAGGGCGGGGGACCUGCUGACGCAGGUGGCGCAGGGGCGACAGGUGGCAGCACAGCUGGAGGCGCAGGUGGCGGAGGGGCAACAGCUGGCUGCCAGGCUGGCAGAUGAGGUGGACCGAGCGAAGAAAGCCGUGGGGGAGGGAGAGAAGAAGCAAGCAGAACUGGCAAGGGACGUAGGCACGCUACGAGCCACGCUCACGCGGAUCCAGGCAGACGACCAGCAGCUGGCACAGGAGGCGCAGCUCCUCGCACAAGAGUCCUCCCUCCUCAAGAAAGUCCUUGUCGGGGUGUCAGGCCUCGCUGUGCUGCUCCCCCUGCUGCUCCUGCUGCUGCUGCAGCAGCCAGCCGGUGGGGUUGGCGGUGAGAGUGGCGGAGGGAGUGGUGAGGUGAGGGGUGGUGUUGAGAAGGGGCGAGAGCAGGUGGGGGAGUUUGGAGGGAAGGUAGGAGGGGGUGGGGAGGACGAGCAGCAGGGGAGGGAGAGCCGGUUUUUGUUGAGGCGGGAGAUUACGGUGGAAGCAGCAGAUGUUGCUGGUGGUGGGGGGGAGCUAGGGAUGAGUGGUGGGUUGAGGGAGGUGAACUUGUGA